Molecule: messenger RNA, 4716 nt
Organism: Paecilomyces variotii
Lineage: Eukaryota; Fungi; Ascomycota; Eurotiomycetes; Eurotiales; Thermoascaceae
Product: putative PHD finger and JmjC domain protein
Exons: 2
Coding region: 232-4566 (1444 amino acids)
Biological process (GO): regulation of transcription by RNA polymerase II; protein demethylation
Molecular function (GO): DNA-binding transcription factor activity, RNA polymerase II-specific; transcription coregulator activity; zinc ion binding
Source: RefSeq, a predicted model, not a curated record
GCAGCCACCACGGCUUUCUUCUACACAAUCGACUAUCAUACUCCCACACGAGCUGACUGGCGCAUCCUCCAUUGCACCGGGAAUGACUCUCCCACCGCUUGCGGUGGUCGUUCUCUAGCCCGCGUUGUCCAGCACCCCCGCUUCGCAUCUCGAGUUCCCCGUUUGACAUCGACCUUCUUGUCCGCCCCCUCUCGUCACUACCUCUCCGGGAUUCCAUCUGCGGUUGUCUCGAUGGCGAGCGCUACAUCCUUUCUGAGCCACCUAGGUGGCCGCCCACCAAGAUAUCGUACCCCCUCCCCGCCGCGGCGAGCCAUCGAACCCAUAUCGCCCUCCACCUCAGCCAGCUUUCGCGUUGUGUGGGAUGAGCGCAACGCCCACGAAGCUGCGAAUCUGGAGCGCAGCAGUUAUACAGUGGAUAACGGACAUUCUGGAGCUGCAGGACGAGAUGUUGGUCAACAGCAUCCCGUCGCGGGCGGCGGGGCUCACCACCGCGCGGGCGGGCAUGGCCGGACGAGUUCCACGAUCGAUACUCUCGCAACGAUCGCUUUGGCGACCAGUCCUACAUUUGCACCCCUGCCUUAUGAGCACUCUGAGUCCGUAGAACCCCAUGAGGUGUCUCCGUUUACUUCCGACUACCGCGAACCUGUGGAGCGUCCGGCGAAGCGCGCUCGUUCGGAGAAAGACUUGUCGCCGAAUUGGGACUCCAGCAGCGGGAGACCAGCGACCAGUCACGCGUCAAUUCUGGAUAGUAUGAAAACUGAUGCGGAACUCCUCCUUAACUUUGCGAGACCUAGUAAUGUCCAUCCUCUCGCAUCUUCCUCACACCACCGGCUGAGCGUGAACGAACCUUACGGACCCGCCGGCGACACAAAGUGGUACUCGAAACCAAAUUUGGCUGCCACCGGAUACUCCAGAGUUGAUCCAGAAGGUUACCUCAAUUCGUUUCCGGGACAUGGUAUCUCGCCUUCUCGUAUGAGGUCACGAUCAGAUGGCUCCGCGGCCAUCGCAAGGCCGAUUAUGCAGGGCCUCAGACCCAACACAAGCUCCUCGAAUCUCCCACCAGUUAUUUGGCAAGCCGACGACGGCGACAGUGCUUGGCUACAUGGACCUGGAUCCCCUGAGCACGGCACGCGCACUGUCGGGCAGCGAUUUGAUGGCGCUGGGAGCCAUGCCCCUCAGUCUUCAACCGCCAUGCCUCCCAAGAAGGAGGACGAUGAAGACACAGAGGAUUCAAACCAAGCAACCUGUGCAGCAUGCAAUCUAGUGCGCAUACCUGUGAACGGUGACGAACAAGGUGAAGUCACUUGGAUCAAUUGUGACGGUUGCAAGCAGUGGUUUCACAUUGUCUGUGCUGGAUUCAAGAAUGACCGUGAGGUGCGGACGGUCGACAAGUUCAUCUGCCGCCCUUGCAGACCUAUCCAUGGACAGACAACGUUUGUACGAAAAUCUUCCCGUGCUCGUACCGCUAUAGACUACGCCGGUCUCAACCAAGGGGUAGUCAAAACAUCCACCGACCAUCCGGAGCAUCAUUACAUCCAAAUUAUCAAGGACGGCAAAUUCCGAUUCCUACCAGAGAGUUUUCCGCGGAUGAGGCCAGAGCUGGUCACUGCUGAAUAUUUCGAACGGGGCAAUGGGAUGACUGAACCGAUUGUCAUUCCAGCUGCCUUCAAUACUCGUAAAUCGGUUACUCCAACCGGAUCCGAUUUCGAUGCCCUCGUCGAAGAGGUCUCGACGCAGGAAAUGUUCGACGAACUACUCGAGAAUCAACCUGACGAGGCGGAGGAUACUGAGGAAGUCAUUGACUGCGGCCAGGACCUUCUGGACAUGAUUGUUCCCCAAGGCCUCACGGUCCGAGCUGUUGCAGAGCUGUAUGGGCCUGAUGAGAGAGUCGAGGUCAUUGAUGUGAAGUCCCAACAAGGUGAAGAUAAGAGAUGGAAUAUGCAGAAAUGGGCCGAUUAUUAUGAAAGCACUGGUCCGAAAGUUGUUCGGAACGUCAUCAGCCUGGAAGUGUCGCAGAGCAGACUAGGCAGGCUGAUCCGUCGGCCAAAGAUUGUGCGUGAUCUUGACCUCCAGGACUCGGUUUGGCCCGAAGAGCUGAAGGCUAUUGGAGACUAUCCCAAAGUUCAAUUCUACUGCUUGAUGUCGGUAGCUGACUGCUACACUGACUUCCAUAUUGACUUUGGUGGGUCUUCGGUCUACUAUCAUAUACUGAAGGGCAAAAAGACAUUCUUCUUCAUACCGCCCAAGGAAAAGCAUCUGAAGAAAUACGAGGAGUGGUGCAACUCCCCUGCUCAGGACACCACUUUUCUUGGGGACCAAACCAAAGAAUGCUACCGGGUUGAUCUCUCAGAGGGCGAUACAAUGCUCAUUCCAUCCGGUUGGAUUCAUGCUGUCUGGACUCCCGAGAAUAGCCUGGUUAUCGGCGGGAACUUCUUGACAAGGAUGAACUACGGGAUGCAGAUAAAGGUGGCUAAGAUCGAGAAGGACACCAAAGUGCCCCGGAAGUUUCGCUAUCCUUUCUUCCAGAAGAUCCAAUGGUACACUGCCCUGAAAUACUUGGAGGAUGAUCCUAUUCCCGACGAUGUCCUGGAAUCUUUCACCCAGGAUGAGAAUUUCCGCUUCCAUCGAGACUACCCUAUCUAUUACGAAUUUGGAGAACGAGCGAACCAGGCGCCGCGAGGCUCUGCUUAUUACAAUUCACGCUUUUAUUCUCAAGCCGAACUGGAGGGAUUGCCUGAUUUGGCCAAGUAUUUGCUCCGGACGGCUCUGAUCGCGGGUGGUUACAUCGUGGAUGGCGUCACCCAAGAGACCAGGAACGCUGUCAAGCGCUCCAUACCAAAGGGCCAUGGGGAUCCAGUGGAUACGGUCAGGAAGUUUGGCGUCUGGAUUGCAUGGAAGCGAGGCAAUGAGAAAGCUCCGCAGUGGACUCGCCCAGGCGCCAUUGCUCUCAACACCAAGAUUGACUUGUCCGACAAGAAGCCGGCUGGCCGUCCCAGUCGUCGGUCAGAACGCACUGCCGAGAGCCAGCGGAUGUAUGCUGAACGACAGGCUGUACGUCGCCUGUCCGACCAGGCCUCGACGUCAUCGUCGAACGGAAUUACUGGCCUUGUUCCUACUCCAGCGGAUAGCAGCCCAGUCACCAUCCGCAAAGAUAGCCUGUCGGGCCCUGCUGUCAAGGAAGAAGGGGUAAAGCCUCGGAACGCCCAAAAGGGGUCCGGUCUGGGACCGAAGAGGGUCGCCUGUGAUGCCUGCCGCAAGCGACGAAUUCGAUGCCGUCACAAGGAUGAGCAGAACGACGCCUCAUUCAUGAAGACAUAUACCAAGCAGAUGGCGGUCGAUCAAUUUGGCCCCGGUGUCGGUAUGCAGAGCCAGACUAAUCUAGCACACGAUGCUGCUUCUGUAUUGAAUUCCCUUGCUACAAUCGCGACUGAAGCAGCCUUCCAUAAUGGCGGCAACGCGGCAAGGCUCGAGACUCUUGGGAAGCAUAACUCGUCUCUUAUCGGCGUUCCUGGUGCAGGGCUUGUCAAGGGAGCCGAUUUGGUUGCAGAUGGUCCAAAUUCUGCAAAAAAGGGACGGAGCAAGGCAUGCGACGAGUGUCGAAAAAGCAAGCGUCGUUGCAUACAUGAUGAGUACGGCAGAAUCGAUCCAGUUAAAGCCCAGGAGCGAUCGAAACCUCGUGGCUCGAAUGCCGCAAAGCGCCCACGACCGGGUGAGGAGGGUGCCGCUUCAUCACCCAACAAGAAAUUGAAGCAAGGGACGGAGCCCGAAAUGGUCCUACCAGUGACCUGGGGAGAAGGAGAGCCUCAGACGUCCCAGCCAGCUGCAGGGCUGGCUGCUCCAGAAAUCCGAGCGGAAGCUCAUCCUAACGAUGAUCUUUCCAACAUUGAUCCGCUCCUCCAGGAUCACUCCCAGUUCGAAAUAGGACAUGGGCUUUCGAUGAGCCAGAAUUCGUACGCCUCUCCGCCUGCUCUGAAGCCAGACACGGUGGUAUCUAGCGAGGUCACAUCGGUGCCAGUGCAUGCAGAGCCGACUACUUCUCUUGUUUCGCCGCCCACUUCGCUCGCAGACGAUAUGGAUGUCUCGUUAGACCAUCCUGAUGCCAACAUGCGGGCUUCUAUUGAAGAGGGACAGGGAGGAGAAAACUCCGCGUUGCACACACCAACCUCAAGCUCCCGCCACUCCUCCCGUCAGCCACGCCAGAUCGAGCGGUAUGUACUGGAUUCCCAGCCGCCUAAAGCUGCAUCCCAGCCGUCGUCGGCGCAUCGACCGUCUUCCAGCACGGCAGGGUCUGUGGCACGUAGGGCGACUCCUGCUCCUCAGUCUGCCAGCAAGAAGCCAUCCUCACGGCCGUCAUCAUCUCAUGCAAAGAAAAGCCAUUCGCCUGCCGUUGAUAAGAAAUCGGACCGAAGCGCCGUCUCGUCAGCGUCCCCGGGUCAACUUGGCAAGAGUAUGAAACGCGACCAGGCGACCUUCGCGGAGCUGGAGGCGGAUGCAGAGAGCUUGCGAUUGAUCCGAGAACUCCAGGAACAGGAUUUUGGAUUGCGCAAGCGGGGUACAAGGGUUUAGUGACACAUAUAGCAGUAACACCCCCUAUGGGGUUGUCCGUCGCUAGUCUGUUUUCUCGUUUCCUAUGUUUAUCGACAGCCACGGUCCUUUAUCUGAUAUCCCUCUUGCUUCUUGUUUGUUCUUUUUCGUCUCAUUUCUUUUCUGUUUUGC